Messenger RNA from Bathycoccus prasinos, 2733 nucleotides. RefSeq lists its product with no specific name. The record is from RefSeq and is a predicted model, not a curated record. NCBI's taxonomy places the organism in Eukaryota, Viridiplantae, Chlorophyta, Mamiellophyceae, Mamiellales, Bathycoccaceae. Gene Ontology annotation, cellular component: endoplasmic reticulum; Golgi apparatus. The transcript has a single exon. The coding region runs from base 1 to 2733 and encodes 910 amino acids.
AUGAGCGAGACUCCUACUCCUACUCCUACUACUAAGAAGAAAGAAGAAUUAAAAGAAUUAAAAGAAGAAGAAUUAAAAGAAGAAGAAGAACAACAAGAAGAAGAAAGUGAUUCCACGGGAUGGGGAUUCUCGCUUCCGUCGAUUUCUCUCCCGACUUCAGCAGACUUCCACUUCGCCUCGCUCUCCGAUUCCAUCUCCAACGUGGUGAAAGAGUUGGAAACGAAAGCAGACGAGGCGUAUUCGCAGAUGAAAGGAAUGACGGACGAGGCCGUGAAGAAUACAGUCAUGGAAGCGGAAAGGAUGAAUCAUCUCUCUCGCGAUGAUGAUUUUAACUUGCAGGAAGAGAGUUUAUCAAUGAACGAGGAGGAACUCGUCGUAAAAGAGAAAGCGGCAGCGAACGCGACGAGACAGAAAGAAGAAGCGAGGAAGAAACUAGAGAAGGCAAAAGCAGAGAAAAAGAGGAAAGAAGAAGAAGAAGAAGAAGAGAAGAAGAAGAAGGAGAGAGAGAAGAAAAAGAAGAAGGAACAAGAAGAAGAAGAAGAAAAACGCGAACGCGAGCGCGCCGCCGUCGCCGCAGCAACAGCAGCAGCAGCAGCAACAGCCGCUGCUCAAAAAGAGAAGGAAGAAAACGAGAAGAAGAAGAAGAAGAAGAAAGCUUCGCCGGCGGUUCCCGACGCGAAGCAGAAACCAGCGGCGCAAGUAGCGCCGGCGUCAUCGUCACCAUCACCGCCACCACCACCACAAAAAUCGACGAGCGAAUCUGAUGCCAACGCUUCUACUAGUAAUAGCACUAAAGGAACAACAAUAGCAACAGCAGCGGCAACAACAAAAACAACACCAACAACACCAACAAAAAUAGCAGCAGUAGAGAAAGGAGCAAACGACGACGAAAGUAACGAUGCAACUGCGGAGCUUCUGAGAGAGCUCGAGACGUUGAAAGCGAAACAUCUCGAACAAUCGAAAGAACUCGAAACGACGAAACAAGCGCUCGCGUCUCGAGAGGAAACUUUGCAAAGAAAAAACGAAGCCGACGCGGAAUUGAAAAGACAAGACGAAAGCGAGGCUUUAAAACUCGAACAAGAGAUGAAAGAUCGCGUCGCUCAAGCUGAGCGGAAAGUCCUCGCGUUGACGAAAGAGCGAGACACAUUGAAGAAAUCUUUAGAGAAAAAUAGAGCGGUUUCGGAUGUAGUGAAAGAGAAGGAUAAAAUUAUCGACGAGGUCAUGAAAGAAGGCGAAGUGUUGAGCAAGAAACAAUCAGAAAUGGAAGGGACGAUUAAAAAGUUGAAAGCUACGUUACGAGAAAAAGACGAAGAGAUGGAAGAGCGAAACAACGAAUUCGUUCGCGUGCAAGAAAAUUUGAAAGUCGCCGAGAUGAACAAUCGAGAGUUGACGACGGAUUUAGAGGAGAAGAAUCAAUACUUUUCGGAUAAACUGGCGGAAGCGAGAAGAGAAACCGCAGAUUUAUCCAUCACGAACUCUGGUAAAGCCAAGUUAGAGCAAGAAUUAUCCGAGGCGAAAGAAAGAGAAUUCAAUCUCGUAGAACUGAAGAAAGAUUUGGAGCACGCGCUCAAGCGCAACACGGUACAAUACGAACGGCAAGAGGAACGAUUGAAACGAGAUUUAAUCGAAGUCGAGGAGAGAUGCAGAAUAGCUGAGGAGAAGUUGGAGGAGUUGACCAGAAAAAUGCCCGAAAGCACGCGACCGCUCUUGAAACAAAUCGAAAGUAACGAGAAAUUAAUGGAUGAGAAAACAAACGAAUGGCGAGAAGUCGAGGCGGUGUUGUUCGCAAGAAUCGAACAGGCUGAAAGUGCGACCGAGGAAGAAAAGGCGCUGAAACUCGAAGCGAUGGAGAAGUGCGAGAAGAUUAACGCCGAUCUGAAAUCGCAUAAAAUGAAGAUUGCUCAGAAAGAUGAAGAGAUUAGAAAAAUACAAGACGAGUGCGAAGAGAUGAAGACGGAGCGCGAGGAGGAAAAGGAAGCGCAAAAAUCCGUGUUGCAAAAUAUCGCCGAGAAAGAAGCUAAACGAGAAGAGCGCGAAAAAGAAAUAAAAGAUCAAAUGAAACAGUUACGGAAUCUUCUCGCCGAAGAACGGGCAAAAGUGGAAAAGAUUGAUCGCACGUUGAACGAAGAACGGGACCGAUUUGAGGAGUCGGUAAAAAGUUUGGAAGAAAAAUUACGUCAAGCAAACAUCAAGUUGGCAGAAUUGCGCGGUCACGGUGGCGGUGGCACCGGCGGCGAUGGUAUCGCCCCUAGUGGCGAGAGAGUGUCAACAUCAGCACAAAGCCAAAAAACCAACGGGAAAGGAGGACCGUCCAUGUGGACCGUUCCCAUAACGUUUGACUCUCUCUCUUCUUUUGGAGAAGGCGCGUCUUUACAAGUUCAGCAAAUUUUAGAAAACGCGCAGAGACAACUUCAAGCUCGCACGGAACAGUUAGAGCUCGCGAACACGAGAAUAAAGCGAUUGGAGGCCACGAGAGACGCUCUGAGCGAAGAGCUCACGGCGUAUUUGUUGAGCGAAGACGAAAGUUACUUUCAAUCGCACGGUCAAACGUCGUUGAAAGAUUUGGCCGACGCUCAGCUUCGCGAAGAGUUUACGGAAAUCGAAAAGAGGUACAACGUCGUCUUGGAACUUUUGGGAGAAAAAGACGAAGAGAUUGAAGAUUUGAAAGAUAACGUCGUUUCUUUGAAGGAGUUGGUGAACAAUCUGAGUUUGCAAAACGCAGAGAGCGCGUGA